Molecule: messenger RNA, 761 nt
Organism: Neoarius graeffei (lesser salmon catfish)
Lineage: Eukaryota; Metazoa; Chordata; Actinopteri; Siluriformes; Ariidae
Gene: polr3g
Product: polymerase (RNA) III (DNA directed) polypeptide G
Exons: 7
Coding region: 1-651 (216 amino acids)
Biological process (GO): transcription by RNA polymerase III
Cellular component (GO): RNA polymerase III complex
Source: RefSeq, a predicted model, not a curated record
AUGGCAGGGAAAGGUAGAGGUGUAGCAGCGUUUACAUUUAAUAUCGAGGCUUUGGGUAUCACCAGAGGAUCCAUGCCUGAGGCUCAGCGUGGGCCACAGCCCCUGUUCCCUCAGAUGGAGUUUAAACCAGUGCCUCUAAAGGCUGGUGAGGAUGAAGACUACAUGUUAGCUUUGAAACAGGAGAUUAGAGGGAGAAUGAAAGGUCUACCUUUCAACAUAAAGCCACACUCGGACAGGAGUGAUGUGGAACGAUAUAAAGAAAAAUAUAUCAGGGAAUGCCAGAAAAUUGAGGAGGAAAAAUGGACACCAGACUGGAACUGUUUUCCAAAGGAGCUAAUGCCCCAGAAGAAGAAGAUAAGAAAGAAAGCUGAUCCUAAGAAAUCCAGAAAGGUUUCGAGCAAAGAUCAGAAGACUUUGCUGUCCAAGCUAGAUGAGCUUGAGAAGAAGGGUGAUAAGUCAGAUGAUGAGAAUGAAAAGGAAGUGAAAAAGGGUGGUGGUGGUGGUGAUGAGGAGGAGGAAGAAGCUGUUGAAGGGGAUGAAUAUGAUGAAGAGGAGCUUGAAGAGGAGAACGACUACAUCGACACGUACUUUGAAGAUGGUGAUGAUUAUGGGGCAGGCAGCGAUGACAAUAUGGAUGAAGCCACAUAUUAAUUUACGAUCCGAGAGGACGCUGGGAUUCAAACAAGAAAAGGAAAAACUUACUGGUGAAGCACUUGAUUUAAUUUAACUAUUAAAAGAAUCCCAUGUAUUCUGUUACCUAC